Messenger RNA from Gadus chalcogrammus (walleye pollock), 763 nucleotides. RefSeq names its product sperm acrosome membrane-associated protein 4-like. The record is from RefSeq and is a predicted model, not a curated record. NCBI's taxonomy places the organism in Eukaryota, Metazoa, Chordata, Actinopteri, Gadiformes, Gadidae. The coding region runs from base 122 to 529 and encodes 135 amino acids. The transcript has 3 exons.
CUGUCUUUACCUCCUCGAUGGGGGACAAUAAAAGCAGUAGAGACGAGGUAUUGAGCACCAGACUGUUGAACCUCUGAAUCCUGUUCGUGUCUGCGCCGUCGUCUUCUGAUCCGCUGGGAAUAUGGCCGCUGUUUGGACCAGACUUCUUCUCCUGGGAGUGUUUAUUGCCGUCGCACACGGGCUGACGUGCGGCCGCUGUCCGAUCGCAAUCUUUGGGCAAUGUCUGUUUCCCAGGUAUGAUGUCCAUUGCAACACCUCGACCAGCAGCUGCUUCAACGAGACCAUGUUGUUCAAUGCGACUGAUUUUAUCCGACUUCAACGCCAGGGGUGUGUGCCCUCGACCGCUUGUGACCAGACCAAGGCCAGCGCCUUCCUUGGAAUCGGUUACACCUUUUCCGUCGCCUGCUGCGGGACGGACCUGUGCAAUGGAGGGACGUCACGGUCACAAACAUACAAUGGAGGGACGUCGGUGCAGCUGUCGCUCGCUGCCACGUUCGUUGCCGUUCUGGCGUCGCUCGUGGCUCGUUAGACGACACAUGGUGCUACGACGAUACGUUCUCAGCAGACAGUUAUGAAUAAAUCCAUGAUUCAUUAAAGAGACCGUAAUAUAUAUUUCGAUUUAAAUGUGUUGAUUUAAGUGUGCGGCUUGUCAGUUGUCAGGUCAUGGGUUUCAUAAAGUUGAAUGUUGUUAACUGGUUUAAAUAGGCCUAAUAUUGAAGAAUUAAAGGAUCAAAAAGUGUUUACCUGUGUCAAAUGAAUUGAA